Messenger RNA from Colletotrichum karsti, 714 nucleotides. RefSeq lists its product as uncharacterized. The transcript is spliced from 2 exons. The record is from RefSeq and is a predicted model, not a curated record. NCBI's taxonomy places the organism in Eukaryota, Fungi, Ascomycota, Sordariomycetes, Glomerellales, Glomerellaceae. Bases 1 to 714 code for a protein of 237 amino acids.
AUGCGACUUCUUCGGAGUGUUUACAGUAACGCAGAGCCUAAUACCUAUGGGAAAGGCUCCUGGGGGUACACUGUCCUCCGCACCGUCUACACCGAUGAAUCCGACACGCUCUUCCCCCUUGCAAUGGAGAGAUUGAAGCUUUGGGUGGUUCAAUACUAUGUUCAUCGCACGCGGUUUCCCCUCUGGGGUGACAGGGGCGUGCGCGACUUUAUCAGAAUGAAAGAUGCUUCAGUAAACGAGGAACUUGGCCGUCGGUUUCGUAUCGAGUCUCUCGAAGACAAGGAAGCACUCAACAAGCCGAGGCUUGAAAAUGCCAGCCAUGAUGAUGUCAAAAGUCUCUGCGAGUACUUUAAGAAGUGGGUUAUUAGUGUAGGCGGUCGACCCGAGGCGCACGAAUGGAACCCGAGACUCUACGACUUUCUCGUUAUUGACGAGCCUUGCAUGCGUGUUCUGGCCGCGUUGCCGCUGAGAACGGCUCCACUUCGCGUUCCAGUUGACUUCCUGGAGAAAAGUGAGUGGCUUAGGGAGUCCGACAUGGCCUAUGUGUGGUUGAUAGACUGGAGAGCUGUCGAACGUUGGUCUGGUGAGAAGGGGAGUGAGUACAUGGAAGAUGAGAUUCAUCGGGGGUGGACGACGCAUCAAGCUAUUUUCAUUGCCGACACGUGGUUCCAGAGAGCCAAAUAUAUGGACAUGGAAGACUGGAUUAUAGGAUAG